Molecule: messenger RNA, 534 nt
Organism: Rotaria socialis
Lineage: Eukaryota; Metazoa; Rotifera; Eurotatoria; Philodinida; Philodinidae
Source: the annotation of a GenBank genome assembly
AUGAUAAUGAAUACAAGCGAUCAUGAGGCAAUUGAAAAUCUUAGUUUUAUUAUAAAUAAGUUAAAUCGUUAUAUUCCGAUAGUAUUACUUAUUCUAGGAAGUAUUGGUCAUAUAUUGAAUAUACUCGUUUUUGCUCGACCACCACUUCGAACAAAUUCAUGUUCAAUUUAUUUAAUUAGUGGCAGUAUCGCAAGUUUUGUUUCACUUUAUGUUUAUUUAAUAACAUCUUUUCUCGCGACAUACAAUCGUGAUCCAACACAAAAAUCUAAUAUUUUAUGUGAAAUACGUUUUUAUCUUCGUUAUUCAACAAUUACACUUUCAACAUGGUUUAUUCUCUUCGCAUGUAUCGAUCGAUUGUUUACAAGCUCGAAUAAUGCUUAUAUUCGAUUGCGGAGUUCAUUAUAUUUAGCUAAACGUACUAUAGUUAUAGCUAUUAUUCUUGUUUUAUUUGUCCGUAUUCACAAGUAUUUUAUUGCUAUGCAAUUCAUCGAGACAAUAUUUGCACACAAACAGAUCAAACAUGUAAAGUUGUAA